CAGGAUCUAGUUUAUAUUUUGCUGAAAUCUUCCAGAUAUUGAGACAAUGAGAUUCAGUAAAAUCGCUGCUUAAUUAUCAAACCUCAACGGCUCAACCCAAGCUCCACCUCUCUCUCUCUCUCUCUACGAAAUCUGUAUCCUAAAAGUCUCUUCUUCUUUUGUCAAUCAAGAUCCCAAUUUCUCCAUCAAUUAGUUUUCUGGAAGAAGGCAUUAACAGAUCAGAGGUGGUGGUUGUAUUCAAAAAUUGAAGAACAGAACACCACUCAGUUCAGCUCUACUGUAAGCUCCGAUUCUCUUUCUCCGCAAUCUCUUCGACUUCAAUUUAUCUGCAGUCUCUGUAAAGAUUUCUUUUUUAUGAGUCCCCUUUAAGCAAAUCGGUGGAAUUAGGGUUCUGCACAAAUGAACGACUUCAAUCCAACAGAUCCCAUUGGGCAGAAUAUAAUAAAGCAAAUUAGCAAUGUAUGUUUCUCUGUGUUUGCAUUCUCUGUGCUCGUCUUCACUGUAAUCGCCAUCACAUACCAACCCCCUGAUCCAUGGGAGUCGUCGAGAGCUCUGACUAAGAUUUUCACCGACGUCGAAAAUGCCACCUUUAAAACCGAUAAUUCCGUGUUGAAAACUGGUGAGGACAUUGCUUCCUCUCCGGUGGCGACGCCUGAGGGCUCAUUGUCACCGAUUACUGAAUCUUCGAUUGAGGAAUCUGAGUCGGAGCUUGGGACAAAUGCGACCUUGAAAUCUGGUUGUGAGGAUUUGACUGUGGUGAAUUGCUCUGAUCCUAGGGUUUUGAUUGCGAUCCAGAGGUUUAAUUUGAGGCAGUUUAAGGCUAUUGCGUUUCUGGAUUACCAGACGCCGGUGAAUGGCUCUAAGGAGGAUGAAUGUGACGUGGCGUGGAGGUUUAGGAACAAAAAGGAGAAAUCUUGGAGGAAGUAUAGGGAUUUUAGGAGAUUCAAGUUGGGAUAUAAUGAUGAUUGUAGUUAUAAGGUGAUUCGUCCGGGGCGCUGGCAUUCUGGAUUGAAUGCGCGUCGUCCAUGGAUGCAAUCUAGGGGGAAUGGGAGGGGGCAAAGUGGUAAGUUUUCUCCCAUGGUUGACAAGGAGAUCAAUGAUACAAUUCCUGUGUUGGGAUCAGAUUCGGAAUUUAGGAAGGGAAGGUAUCUGUACUAUUCGAGGGGAGGGGAUUAUUGCAAAGGAAUGAAUCACUUUAUCUGGAGCUUCUUGUGUGGUCUUGGCGAGGCCCAGUUUCUGAACCGGACGUUUGUGAUGGAUUUGAGUAUUUGUUUAGCUUCUACGUACACACAGAGCAACAAGGACGAGGAAGGGAAAGAUUUUAGGUUCUAUUUUGAUUUUGAACAUCUGAAAGAGGUGUCUUCAAUCGUGGAGGAAGGCGAGUUCAUGAAAGACUGGAGGAGAUGGGACAGAAGUCAUAAGAGGAAAAUCCCAGUUAGGAAGGUGGCUAGCUAUAAGGUGACACCGAUGCAGCUGAGGAAAGAUAAGACUCCCAUUAUAUGGAGGCAGUUUGAUGCUCCUGAGCCGGAGAAUUAUUGGUAUAGGGUGUGUGAAGGGCCGAGUGCUAAAUACAUUGAGAGGCCGUGGGAAGCGCUUUGGAAAUCUAAAAGAUUGAUGAAUAUAGUUUCAGCAAUCAGUGGGAGUAUGGAUUGGGAUUUUGAUGCAGUUCAUGUGGUUCGAGGGGAGAAGGCGAAGAAUAAGGAGUUAUGGCCUCAUCUGGAUGCAGAUACUUCACCGGAUGCCCUGGUUGCUAAACUACAGGGGGCGGUUGCACCUUGGAGAAAUUUGUACAUUGCUACGAACGAACCCUUCUACAAUUACUUCGAUAAGCUGAGAUCCCACUACAAAGUUCAUUUGCUCGAUGAUUACCAGCAUUUGUGGGGGAAUGCGAGUGAAUGGUACAAUGAGACAACUCUGUUGAAUGGUGGUCGUCCGGUUGAGUUUGAUGGUUAUAUGAGGGUCGAAGUGGAUACUGAGGUCCUUUUCCGAGCAAAGACAAGGGUGGAGACGUUCUAUAACUUGACCGCAGAUUGCAAGGAUGGGAUCAAUACGUGCUAAACCAGGGUCUUCUUCGUUCCAACUUCUACUCGGUGCUACUUGGGCUUGCACUGGAUCAUGGCCCUACAUCAGUUCCAAAUUCUGAUCAGUGGGCAUCGAGUAAUUAAACUGCAUAAGAUGAAAUUGUGGUUUCGACUGUAAGAUUAUAAGACGGCGUGUUCUAGUUUCUAGAACAUGCUCGGUUUAUCUGACAUACAGCUCAUGUUAUGUAGUACUAGUAUGAUGUAAGAGGUUUGCUGCUUAAAUGUGCUUGUUCUUGGCUACUUUUGCAAAUUGUUUCUUUCUUUCCUUCUUCUUUGCAUUGAUGGUUUAGGGAUUUUUGGUUUUUAUGGUUUAAGUGAUGUGAGUUAGAAAAUUAAUUAGUACCUCCAUCUUUUGUAUAAGCUCUCCAGCAGUCUUAGCAGCAAUGACUAUAUUUCUAUCUGAGUGUUUGAUGAACCCUUCUUGGACACCUUUGUCGAAUAUCCCAAGCAAGCAGUCAUAGUAUCCAUCGACGUUCAAGAGCCCGACCUGCUCGAGAUAAACACAAACUUUGUCAAAGAUAGAAAGUCCUGAUGUUUACAUUAUUGAAUUAUUGAAGACACGCUGACAAUUGUGUAUUUUUAUCAGAAGUUUAUUUAAUUUGAGCAUCAUUUAGUCUUAAA
This is a messenger RNA of Salvia hispanica, 2702 nucleotides long. RefSeq lists its product as uncharacterized. Gene Ontology annotation, cellular component: Golgi apparatus. Lineage: Eukaryota; Viridiplantae; Streptophyta; Magnoliopsida; Lamiales; Lamiaceae. The record is from RefSeq and is a predicted model, not a curated record.